GCCGUCGAGAGUAGUGAUAUUUUUACUCCACAUGAUGUUGGAUGAAAUAACAAAUUCCAUAGAGUAGUUAGUCAAACUCAAACACUGGCGCUUAAAACACGUAUAUUUUUUUCCGUAAUUCAUACGCACGGAUUCAAGUGAUUUCCAUGCUUUCGGAUGCGGUCGUUGUUUUCGUACGCAUUGUGAAUUGAUAGUGAAAUUAAACCAUUCUAUCACAAAUGGAAGGCCACAUAAGAUCUGAUUGUGCGAUGGAUACACAAUCUGCAGUUAAAGUGUAAAACUUUCAUACUGAAGUGUAAUGCUGUGAUGGAGAAUAAAUAUCAGCCUCAAAGCAAUCAAAUAUUUGUGUACAAAGUGAAAUAAUGUAUCUGAGAUAAAAAAAAGAUGAAACAUCAUAUGGAUCAGUGAGAAUAGAAGUGAUAUAAAACUAAGAUUUUUUUUUAUCUAGAAGAUUCGAAAUAAACAAAGUUUCGACGGGCAGACAUUAUUUCACACAAGCAAGCUAUUGGUAAAACUGUGUUCACCGCUGUAAUUGAUCAAAAGUGGAUGGUGUUAUAUAUCAACGCUCAGAAAUGGAUGCCAACAAUUUUGUGAUGUCUUCCUAUCAGUUUGUGAACUCACUUGCGUCAUGUUACCCUAAUAAUUCGCAAAAUCCUAACAGUGCUCAGGGAGCCAGUAGCGGAGGACAAAGUGAUGGUUAUUUUCCACCAUCCGCAUAUACCCCAAAUUUGUAUCCUGGUACGCCUCACCAGGCUCACUAUUCCAACUCACAAUCAUAUAAUCCUUUGACAGCAGGAGCUGGAAAUGUGAACAGUAAUAGUAGCAGCACUGGACAUCAGUCAAAUGAAAUGGUAGAUUAUACACAGCUACAACCACAAAAGUUUUUGCUAAACCAGCAGCAGCAGCAACAGCAAUCCGGCCUCAGUUCUCAAAGUUGUAAAUAUGCUAGCGACGGCGCUAGUACAGGUACAAACGUAGGUAAUAAUAGUAGCAAUAAUAAUAGUACCACGAGUCCUCAAGACCUAAGUACUGCGAGUACCAAUAGUGGUGGAGCAGGUAGUAGUAGCCGACCGGAUAUAUCUCCAAAACUAUCACCAAACUCUCUGGUAGAAAACGUGUCGCGAUCAAUGAAAUCAGGCAGUGCAGCAGUAUCAGUUGCUUCUAGCAACACAAAUAACAACAGUACUAAUAUUAGCAACCGCAAUCCGGUGAAUCAAGUGAAUUUACCCCUGGGGAGUCCAGAUGGCGAUGAAUCGGAUGCCAGUGACGAUGAUAGCGGCACUGAAGGAGGCAGUUCACAAGGAGGAGGCAGUGGUGGAAAGAAAGGAGGACCCCCACCUCAAAUUUACCCAUGGAUGAAACGUGUGCAUAUUGGCCAAAGUACUGUUAAUGCCAAUGGAGAAACUAAGCGACAGCGAACAUCUUACACGCGAUAUCAAACAUUGGAGCUGGAAAAAGAAUUUCAUUUCAACCGAUACCUUACACGCAGACGACGAAUUGAGAUAGCUCAUGCCCUUUGCUUGACAGAACGACAGAUAAAAAUUUGGUUCCAAAACCGACGGAUGAAAUGGAAAAAAGAACACAAAAUGGCAUCAAUGAACAUUGUUCCAUAUCAUAUGUCACCAUACGGACAUCCAUACCAGUUCGAUAUUCAUCCAUCACAGUUUGCACAUCUCAGUAUGAGUUCUUUUCUGAUGGGAUAUCCACAUCAUCUUCAAUCAAUGGGUAUCAAUAUAGAACCAAAAUUUCCAUCAAGUGAUGAUUACAGUUUCCAUAAUGGAUAUAACAAUGUUAAUGGUAUUACACAGAACGGAAAUGAGUACUUACAGCAUGCACAAAGUGAAAUACUGCAUCAUAAUAAUAGUGCUAGUAAUGGGAAUAACUACAAUAGUUAUGCUCAUGGUAUGGGUGGACAUUAUUAUCACCACCAUCAUCACCAUCAUCAUAAUGGAUACGCUUCCCCGGUUCAAAUGCAUCCAUCAGCUCCAAUUUCGGCGCCUGUUCAAUCAUCAACGCCAACAAACAAUUCAACCACCAAUCAAAAUAAUGGAUACGUGUCAAAUUCUACGUAUUAUUCCGGAUUCUAUAGUACCAACGGACAUCAACCUCUAAUGGAUGUUCCAUUGCAAUGUACGGGAGAUGAAAUCAGCAACACCGUUAUAGGGUUACAAGAAUUAGGAAUGAAAUUAGACAGACGAAUAGAAGAGGCAGUACCUGCAGGACAACAACUCCAGGAACUUGGUAUGAGACUGAGAUGCGAGGAUAUUGGAUCUGAUCAGGAUGAAUAUCUUGAUGAGGAACAAAUGAUGCUCGAUAGAUCUCCGGGAGAAACGGAAUCUAAUGAUGGCGAACUGGACGAACUGGAUUCCGAUAAUGAUCUCGGCGAUGAUAUGAUAAAUACAACUAGCGACGGAGAGAGAAUUAUUUAUCCAUGGAUGAAAAAAAUUCAUGUUGCCGGUGUCGCAAACGGCUCAUUUCAGCCAGGAAUGGAACCGAAACGCCAACGCACCGCCUACACUAGGCAUCAAAUUCUAGAACUGGAAAAGGAGUUUCAUUACAAUCGUUAUCUGACACGACGACGACGGAUAGAAAUAGCCCACACACUGGUUCUGUCAGAGCGUCAGAUUAAAAUAUGGUUUCAAAAUCGGCGGAUGAAAUGGAAAAAAGAUAACAAACUGCCGAAUACGAAAAACGUACGAAAGAAAAACGGAGAUCAAGGUAAAAACAACACCACAUCUAACUCAACGGGCGGCCAAGGGAAAAAAGGUCGUAAGGCGAACACGUCAAGUUUAUCAAACGCGAAGAAGCAAAUGAGUCUUCCAAGCGAAUGCCAUCGCACCGAGAGCCUUGAAAGCAUGACGGACAUCCAUAAUUCAUUGAAUGGAAGUAAUCUUACCUCAGUUCCGUAUAUUUCUUCAUCGGACGUCACAGGAGUGCUCCCUCCUAAUAACACUAACAAUAAUAUAAGCCAAGAUUCGACGUCUCACGGCCAACAGCAGCCGUCACUUUUAAAGAACACGUCGGCUACGGGCAACGUAAAUACUACAGUCGCACAUUCCAUUAGUAUUAAAAAUGACUAUGAUCUAACAGCUCUUUAGAAAAUCCAUUCGCGAUGGUAAAUAAACAGGCGUGAAUUGCUCACUUUUAUUAAGUUGAAAAAUCCACCGAUUUUAGUCUCAUUUCCAUAAGCAGAUGAACAAUAUGGUUUUGUAUUUAUUUUUUUCUGAAACAAUCUAGGAAAAUUGUUUUUCCAACAUCGAGCAACAUGCUCGGUGAAUUUAUACUCUGGCUUGUUUACUUGAUCUAUGGAACGAUUGAUGCGAAUGAUGAAUGAAGUAUUGCGGGAUAUUUUUUUAUUCACCUAGGGAUUUUUACCAUUGAUAUUAAACAAUAAAUAAGUAUCGUCGUAGAUUAGGAAAUACUGAAUAAUAAUUUAGUUCAAGAUAGAUGUAAUUAUAAAGUAAAUUGGCUCCUGAAUGAGGGAGCUAAUUUUCAUGUAUUUAUCAGAAAAAUUCGGACGAAACAGUGAUGUAGGUUUAAGAAUCAAAGACAAAUUAUGUAAAUAACUGUACAAAAACCGUUUGAUAAGUGUACAAUUGCAAGAGUAGUAUAGCCAUUAUUGGCUUGGUGCCAUUGGUUUUAAAUUAGUUUUUAUACCACAUUACAAUUAAGACAUUAUUUGCCAUAGUAUACUUCGAAUGAAACUAUGUUUGUGUGUAGAAAACCCUACAACUACUUGAUGAGCUAAU
Molecule: messenger RNA, 3749 nt
Organism: Toxorhynchites rutilus septentrionalis
Lineage: Eukaryota; Metazoa; Arthropoda; Insecta; Diptera; Culicidae
Product: homeotic protein deformed-like
Exons: 8
Coding region: 573-3098 (841 amino acids)
Biological process (GO): anterior/posterior pattern specification; regulation of transcription by RNA polymerase II
Cellular component (GO): nucleus
Molecular function (GO): DNA-binding transcription factor activity, RNA polymerase II-specific; RNA polymerase II cis-regulatory region sequence-specific DNA binding
Source: RefSeq, a predicted model, not a curated record